UUUCUCUCUCUAGGAGUGCAAACACUUUCUCUUUCUUCUGGUCCCACCUCUCAGUAUUGGGACCCUGUCUCUAUAAGGAAGUCUUGGGACUCUCUCUAAGUCAGGCAGGCAGGCGGGCUGGCUGCAUUCCUGUGAAAGCUUUACAAUUGAAUCUGUUGUUUAUUUCUCUCUCUCUCUCUCUCUCUCUAAAAGAUGAAAUCGUCCACUCUUCUCAACUUGUUCCUCCUCUCUCUCUUCCUGCUGCCCCUUCUCGGCUAUGCUCAACAGGGGGACUCGUGCUCUUCUGAAGAAACUGACGUCGACAAGGCCAAAGCCCUGAGCCUCAAGCUCGCGGCAAUCGGAUGCAUCCUCUUUGCUGGAGCGGUCGGAGUUUGCCUUCCUAUUGUUGGGCGAUCGAUCCCGGCCCUCCAACCCGAACGCAACGCGUUCUUCGUGAUUAAAGCUUUUGCAGCCGGUGUCAUCUUAGCUACCGGAAUGAUUCAUGUUCUCCCGGAUGCUUUCGAUAAACUAGGCAAUGCCUGCUUGAAUGAGGACCCAUGGGGAAAGUUCCCUUUCGCCGGUUUCGUGGCCAUGCUUUCGGCCAUUGGAACACUUGUUGUGGACUCUUUGGCCACUGGUUAUUAUCAAAGGAUUCAUUUUAAGAAGCCACCAGUUGCAUCUAAUGGUGAAGAUGCGGAGAGGAAUGAGGCGCAUGAUGGUCAUGUUCAUGUGCAUACACAUGGGACUCAUGGACAUACACAUGGUGCAGUUGAGCUUGCUGGGGCUGAGACCCUUAGGCAUAGGGUCAUCUCUCAGGUUUUGGAGUUGGGUAUUAUAGUUCAUUCAGUGAUUAUUGGAAUAUCACUUGGAGCAUCAGAAAGUCCAAGCACAAUAAGGCCUUUGGUAGCUGCUCUGAGCUUUCAUCAAUUUUUUGAAGGAAUGGGAUUGGGAGGUUGUAUUGUUCAGGCAAAGUUUAAGAGCAGAGCUACUGCAUGUAUGGCCCUCUUCUUCGCGAUUACAACUCCUGCUGGAAUAGCAGUGGGCAUAGGAAUUGCAUCAGUGUAUAACGAAAACAGCCCUACAGCUCUCAUAGUCGAAGGCUGCUUAAAUGCGGCAUCUGCAGGAAUUCUAAUUUAUAUGUCACUUGUGGAUCUCUUAGCGGCCGAUUUCAUGAAUCCGAAAAUGCAGAGCAAUGGAAAACUUCAGAUAUGGGCAAAUGUUUCGCUUCUUUUUGGAGCUGGAGCUAUGUCUCUCAUGGCAAAGUGGGCAUAACGACAUGCUAAAGCCGGAAAGCCCUAGUCAUAUGGGUAAAUUUUGGAUAAAUUUUGUCUAUGGUUUAAUAAGAUGGAAAGAAAGAAACCACUUGAGCAAGCAUAGAUAAGGAUCAAUUCUUGGGAUCAGAAGUCAUUCUCUUCUUCUAAAUUCUGACCAUGAACUUGUGGGAUCUUUCCAUCCAAAAUUACCCCAAUGUAUAUUUUCUCUUUUUUCUUAAGAGCAUAAGUACAGAUUGGUAGUUUUUCUAAACUCUGAGCAAAUUCUAGUUCUUGUUGUGCCCCAUAUAUAUGGUGGGAUUUUUUUAAAGUUUCCUUGCAGGCCUGGAGAUGUUGGAAAGUUCAUUGGAUAUGUUGUUAUGGAAAGGAUAAAUGAAAUUGGAUUUCGUUGCACUUGUGAUGCAAUAU
Messenger RNA from Amborella trichopoda, 1658 nucleotides. Its product is annotated as zinc transporter 8. Gene Ontology annotation, biological process: zinc ion transmembrane transport. Gene Ontology annotation, molecular function: zinc ion transmembrane transporter activity. Lineage: Eukaryota; Viridiplantae; Streptophyta; Magnoliopsida; Amborellales; Amborellaceae. Gene Ontology annotation, cellular component: plasma membrane. The record is from RefSeq and is a predicted model, not a curated record.